This is a messenger RNA of Recurvomyces mirabilis, 717 nucleotides long. RefSeq lists its product as uncharacterized. The coding region runs from base 1 to 717 and encodes 238 amino acids. Lineage: Eukaryota; Fungi; Ascomycota; Dothideomycetes; Mycosphaerellales; Teratosphaeriaceae. Gene Ontology annotation, biological process: hydrogen sulfide metabolic process; glutathione metabolic process. Gene Ontology annotation, molecular function: sulfur dioxygenase activity. The transcript has a single exon. The record is from RefSeq and is a predicted model, not a curated record.
AUGGAGUCAGGCCCAUCCAUCCAUCCGGUCUAUGAGAACAGUACCCGGUCCUGGAUGUACAUUGUAGCCGAUACUCAAAGCAAGAAUGCGGUCGUCAUCGAUCCGGUGCUGGACGCAGCAAAGAACAAUCAUAUCUCCACAAAUGCCGUGGAUGAUCUCCUGAAAACAGUCCGUCUGAACGAUUAUACCAUAGACCGCGUUCUGGAGACUCACGGUAGUGGGCCCGGUCGAUCUGCAGCAUGGUACCUUCGCACUCAGAUACAGGAACGCACGGGCACCGCUCCGCGUGUUGUGAUGGGCAAAAGCUUUGCUGGCGUACAGAGGCUGUUCCAGAGAAAGUAUGGCAUUCAGGAUAUUGGUGGCCGACGAAAUUUGGAGCCUGGUUUUCAGGAUGGGCAGAUAAUUGACAUUGGCGGAUUGAGGGCACAUAUAUUGCAAUUGCCGACACAGACCCAAGGAGAUCACUUGGGCUACUUGAUUGGGAGCAACAUCUUCAUCGGCGAGCCUGCACUUACCGUCGACUACAACAUCAGCAGGUCAGACUUCAACGACGAAUCAGCGCAUCAGCUAUGGUUAUCCAUUCAGAGAUUGCUUGGUCUUCCGAAGGAGUUUCGGAUUUAUUCAUCGAACGGGGGUGUUCACGGCUUUGGUGACGGCAAGCCGUUCGCUACGGUGGAAGAGCUACGGUCGAAGUGUAAGCUUCUGAUGGGCCAUUGA